Oikopleura dioica is the source of this 849-nucleotide messenger RNA. NCBI's taxonomy places the organism in Eukaryota, Metazoa, Chordata, Appendicularia, Copelata, Oikopleuridae. The record is from the annotation of a GenBank genome assembly.
AUGAGCGACAUGGAAUCGUUUUUGAGUUCGUGUACUGACGCCUCAUCUAGCGAGGACGAAGACUCUUCAGGUGAUGACGAUCCGUUCAACGAAAAGUCUACAAAUGAUCCUUUGCUGUCAGAGAUGCCCAAGACGUUUGUGACCUCGAGCCCGAAGAUGACAUCUUUGCGAUCGGAUCCUAAAGAUGACGAAAAUGAAGGUCUUUUUGGUGGCAAUCUUUCGCCGAUACGGGGUGAGCGAAGCGCUUCCGACUCAUUUUCAACUAAAGUCCAAGACCCUCGCUCUGCGAAUAAUUCCCAAGCUUGUGAUGAUAAGGCUACAAAUUUAAUCGACUCCAAGACGACAUUGGCGAAAGAUGACAUCGGCUUGAUGGAUGAGGAGGGUGAUUUCGACGACGAUCCUUUCAAUUCCCUUUUUCCGAAUCACAAGAGAAAAUCUUUGGGACGUAGAACGACCUCGAAAAAGGUGCAAUUGCCCCGCAAUUCUUCGACAAAAUCAAAACCUUCCAGUCAAAACAUCAAGGCCCAUAGUGGCGGACGCACUCGUUGCACUGGCUCUCAAUCUGGCCCAAAGCAGACUAAAAACCUUCAAGAUGAUUUUGUCAGAAACAGUCAAGAGCUUUUAUCUACUCCGCAUAAUUCGCCAUCGUCGUCGCCUCAAAUCUCCCGCUCGUCUUCUCGCAGCUCCUCACCGACAACUUCGAAGGCAACAAAACCAACCACGUCGAAAAAAGUAAAACGAAGACCUGAAAAGUGCCAAGAUGAGGCACUGGAGCCUCAAGUGAAGAGAUUGACUAAGCCUUCGAAAAGUGCCGCGAAUAUGUCGCAGGAGAUGACUCUCCAAAUCUAG